CCAGGGAAGGACCGAAUCCCGCCCCCGUGUUCCUUAACUGUUCAUUGCUGUCUCGGGCGGGGAGGGGAUACAAAUCUGAAAAUUAGCGCUUUAAAAUAACUACACUGUGGUGCCCCGGUUACAGUUAAGUUUGGCCCUGGGCCUUAGGAGGAAAUACUAGCGCCGGAAGGAUCCUUAGGGGUGAUCUGAUUCGAUCUACCUACUCCUUCUUUUUGAUGGAGAGUGGUAUUGAGAGACCCCUACUACCAGUGUGGAUGGAGCCCUCCAGAAAGCGCUGCCCGGCCCCACGCAGGGGGCCAGUGUUUUCCUUGGAGGGAAAGUCCAGGAGGCCAAACCAACUUCAGGCAGCUGCAGGUUGCUUUCUUUCUCAUCUCUGCAGUGAUCACCCUCAUGAUUUCAUAACCACAACCACCUCCUUGAUACUGCUACACAGUGUCACAUUUGAAGACGGGCACUGAGGAUGAGGAAUCAACUGAAAAAUAUGAAAAUAUUGAAAAUACAGAAUCUAAGUGGCCAAAAAUGGAAGGUCUUCACAAGAAUCUUAUGCAGGAAUCUGUUGGUGAAACUCAUGAUUGGGAUAGCAAGGUAGAGAAUCAGUUGGAAAAACCUGAUUGGAAAAGAAUGAAGGAAGACAAAAGUGGCAUCAGGGAGAAGAUUGACAAAACCAAGAACAUGACAAAUAUAAAAACAGAACACGAUGAGGCAUCUGAGAAAAACUUAAUGAGCUCAAAACGUGUUUCACAUCAGACUGUCCCUAUAGAACAGAAAAGCAGUGAUAGCAAAUGUGUUGAGAACCUUAAUGGAAACUCUCAUGUGAGCCUACAGCAGAAUACCAGUGCUGUUAAGAAAUCACAUAAAUGUGAUGAGUGUGGGAAAUCCUUUAAAUAUAAUUCCCGCCUUGUUCAACAUAAAAUUAUGCACACAGGGGAAAAGCGCUAUGAGUGUGAUGAUUGUGGAGGAACUUUCCGGAGCAGCUCUAGCCUUCGAGUCCACAAACGGAUCCAUACUGGGGAGAAGCCGUAUAAGUGUGAUGAGUGUGGAAAAGCCUACAUGUCCUAUUCCAGCCUUAUAAACCACAAAAGUACCCAUUCUGGGGAGAAGAACUGUAAGUGUGAUGAAUGUGGAAAAUCCUUUAAUUACAGCUCUGUUUUGGACCAGCAUAAAAGGAUUCACACUGGGGAGAAGCCCUAUGAAUGUGGUGAGUGUGGGAAGGCCUUCAGAAACAGUUCUGGUCUCAGAGUCCACAAAAGGAUCCACACAGGCGAGAAGCCCUAUGAAUGUGACAUCUGUGGGAAAACCUUCAGUAACAGCUCUGGACUGAGGGUCCACAAAAGAAUCCAUACAGGCGAGAAACCUUAUGAAUGUGAUGAGUGUGGGAAGGCCUUCAUUACUUGCAGAACACUCCUAAACCAUAAAAGCAUCCACUUUGGAGAUAAACCCUACAAAUGUGAUGAGUGUGAAAAAUCUUUUAAUUAUAGUUCUCUCCUUAUUCAACAUAAAGUCAUCCACACUGGAGAGAAACCUUAUGAAUGUGAUGAAUGUGGAAAGGCCUUCAGGAACAGCUCAGGCCUUAUAGUUCAUAAAAGGAUCCACACAGGAGAAAAACCUUACAAGUGUGAUGUCUGUGGCAAAGCAUUCAGCUAUAGCUCUGGCCUUGCAGUUCAUAAAAGCAUUCACCCUGGGAAAAAAGCCCAUGAAUGUAAGGAGUGUGGCAAGUCCUUUAGUUAUAACUCACUUCUUCUUCAACAUAAGACUAUUCAUACUGGAGAGAGACCUUAUGUAUGUGAUGUGUGUGGGAAAACUUUCAGAAACAAUUCAGGCCUCAAGGUCCACAGGCGGCUUCAUACUGGAGAAAAACCGUAUAAGUGUGAUGUGUGUGGGAAAGCUUAUAUCUCACGCUCUAGCCUUAAAAAUCACAAAGGAAUUCAUCUAGGGGAGAAACCUUAUAAAUGUAGCUAUUGUGAGAAAUCCUUCAACUAUAGCUCUGCCCUUGAACAGCAUAAAAGGAUUCAUACAAGGGAGAAGCCCUUUGGGUGUGAUGAGUGUGGCAAAGCCUUCAGAAACAAUUCAGGUCUUAAAGUACACAAACGAAUCCACACUGGGGAGAGACCUUAUAAAUGUGAAGAAUGUGGGAAAGCCUACAUCUCACUCUCAAGCCUUAUAAAUCAUAAAAGUGUACACCCUGGGGAAAAGCCCUUUAAGUGUGAUGAGUGUGAGAAAGCCUUCAUCACAUACCGAACCCUCAUGAACCACAAAAAAAUUCAUCUUGGGGAGAAACCCUAUAAAUGUGAUGUAUGUGAGAAAUCUUUUAAUUACACCUCACUCCUUUCUCAACACAAAAGAGUCCACACUAGAGAGAAACCUUAUGAAUGUGACAGGUGUGAAAAGGUCUUCAGAAACAACUCAAGCCUUAAAGUUCAUAAAAGAAUACAUACUGGGGAGAAACCCUAUGAAUGUGAUGUGUGUGGAAAAGCCUACAUCUCACAUUCAAGCCUUAUUAACCAUAAAAGUACCCAUCCUGGUAAGACCCCCUAUACAUGUGAUGAAUGUGGAAAAGCUUUUUUCUCAAGCAGAACACUUAUAAGCCAUAAAAGAGUCCAUCUUGGGGAGAAACCCUUCAAAUGUGUCGAGUGUGGAAAAUCUUUCAGUUACAGCUCACUCCUUUCUCAACAUAAGAGGAUCCACACAGGGGAGAAACCCUAUGUGUGUGAUAGGUGUGGGAAGGCAUUCAGGAACAGCUCAGGCCUCACGGUGCAUAGAAGGAUCCACACAGGUGAGAAACCCUAUGAAUGUGAUCAAUGUGGAAAGGCAUAUAUCUCACAUUCAAGUCUUAUCAACCAUAAAAGUGUCCACCGGGGGAAGCAGCCCUAUAAUUGUGAGUGUGGCAAAUCCUUUAAUUAUAGAUCAGUCCUUGACCAACACAAAAGGAUCCACACUGGAAAGAAGCCAUUCCGAUGUAAUGAGUGUGGGAAGGCAUUUAAUAUCAGAUCAAAUCUCACCAAGCAUAAAAGAAUUCAUACUGGAGAGGAAACUUUAAGUGUGAUAAAUGUGGAAAGUCACAGUAGCACAUCCCAGAAGAUAACCUACGAGGGAGGGAAUGCUCUGGAUGGGACCAGGAUGAGGAUGCCUCUGUGGGAGGCAGAGCUUACCAAGUCUCAAAGAACUCAAAUGGAAGAAAAACCUUAUGAAUGUAAGAAUUUCUGAGGCCCUUAUUCAUGGCUUACAACUUUCAUAGUAUAAGUGAAACCAUUCUAGAUGAUCAAGAGUAAUCUUUUCUAUAUGAUUUUCAAUCAUAACCAGCAAAAAAGGCUCCAGUGUUAAAGUAGUUGAGCCUUUUUGGAGUAUAAUAUAGUCCAUUCUGGGAAUAAAAACUAUCAAAGUUGUGGGAUGUCUUUUAAAUCCUCAAAGUGAGCAGACAUUUCUGGACAUAAAACAUGUAUAUGAGGAAAGGACUUCAAUUAGAAAUCACAAAAUCACCAUCUGAAAGUUCCUAUUUGGGUAAAUUCUGUGAAUAGAAAUGUAGAAAAUUCAGGCAUAGCUUUGAAUUCCAAUUGUAUAUUGGUCAGUGGGGAAAAAAAUCCAAGAAGAGCCUCCAAAGGGCAAAUUCAGGGAGAGAUAGGCUUCAGGGAAUAUAAAUGUAUUUAUUAGCAAUCAUGAAUUAUAAACAAUUGAAUGGUUUGGGGGUAAGAUGAGAAAAAAAUAGGAUUUCCUAGUAGAAAAAGUAAAAAGCAUAGACAUAAAUCUAACAGGAGGUAGGAGAGUAUCAUAAAAAUGCAAAUUGAGUGGAAUAUACUAUUGUAAUUCAAGAAUUGAAUGGGUAAAACAAAGUUUCAAAUGAACUCCCUCAAUGAAUGAUGACUAUGUGAUGAGUUAAAAAUCUGGUAUUCACUCAUUCUACCAUAAAGUGUUCUAUCAUGGAUUUUAGUAUCUUUGGUAACUAAUGAAUCUUCAACAUGAAUUUGCACCUUACGGGAAGAAUUGAUUCAGGGAUUUCUAUGAAUAGGGACAUUGGGAAGGAGGGCAUUUUAUUGUGGAAGCUAAAAAGCUAAGUAGCUACCAGUAAUUGAGAGAGAGGAAGUUCAUGUUUCUUAAUCUUGUCAAAUGAUUGUUUUGGAAUAUGUUGUAAAGAUUUCAUGCACUAUAUGUGUAUAUUGUCUGUCGUAAAAUGUUUUGAAAUACUUUGUUCAGGGCUCACUCUGCUCUGCCAUGAAGGCCAGGUAGUUGUGGCAAGGUAAGGUGGAACUCCAAUAAAGAAAUUCCUCAAAUGUAAACAGGCUGCGACUUACUUUAGAUAGAACAAUAUACAGAGCCAUUUGUGUGUUAUAUUUUUGUGGAAUAAGUUAUACCAGAUCUAAACCAGAGAGAACAUCAGAAGACUCAUCCCACAGGGCUGGUAACUUAUGGUACCUCCCCUAGGAGAAGCACAGAUAGAUUUUGAGGGGACCACAAGUAAGCAAUGUGAUCCUUAUCUUGGGGCUAGAUCAUAACUUGUGGGAGUGGGCAAGCCAUGUGAGUGAUCAUUUACCCCACAGAAACAAUUUGUUAGGAACAGAUAGAAUUUAAUAUGAAAUAUUGUUAGCUAUUUAGAAGUGUUAGCUAGGUAACUCAUGGUAAACGUGAACUCCUCUGAGUUAACUAACUUGUCCAAAAAUAUUAUGGGUGAGGCUUAUUAGUAGAGGCUAAAUUCUGAGUCUAGUCUCUGGCUUCAGAAUCCAUCUUUACAAGAAAACAAUCUCCAGCCAGAUGGUUUCCUAUCUCUCAUUAGGAUCCUGUCACUGCAGCCGGAUAGUUUCCAUGCUGCUUUCUAGGAUUACUAGAGUACUGUCUUCUAACUACCAUCUUUAGGUUUUGAUGGAUGACAAAGAAAGGAGGAGAUUAAGUAUUUCUGCUACUCAACUCCACUUUGAAAUGUCAUGACCACACUUGAUAUAUGUUCUUUCCUAUGUAUGACACUGGCAAACCUGAUUAUUCAUAGACUUGGAUUAAUUUGCUCAGCAAAUACUUGUUGAGAAUUUACUAGGCACAAUCCACUGUCCUUGGCACUAGGUGAGGAGAGGAUGGAAGCAGGAGUUCCUGGGAGAUAGAUAUGAAUAAAAGAAAAAGAUUAUCCCAUUCUAAUGAAUUUCUGAACUAAGCUAAACUUUGCAGGUAUCCAGAGGAAAGUGAGCACAAUCAACAAAGA
Messenger RNA from Sciurus carolinensis (gray squirrel), 5182 nucleotides. It is a transcript of the gene Zfp62, whose product is annotated as ZFP62 zinc finger protein. Gene Ontology annotation, biological process: regulation of transcription by RNA polymerase II. The record is from RefSeq and is a predicted model, not a curated record. The transcript has 3 exons. NCBI's taxonomy places the organism in Eukaryota, Metazoa, Chordata, Mammalia, Rodentia, Sciuridae. Bases 520 to 3204 code for a protein of 894 amino acids. Gene Ontology annotation, cellular component: nucleus. Gene Ontology annotation, molecular function: DNA-binding transcription activator activity, RNA polymerase II-specific; RNA polymerase II cis-regulatory region sequence-specific DNA binding.